AAGUGGUAUUGCCACUUACGCACUCUCCCCCGGUCGGGUAUAUUUUGGAACUAACCUCGAACAAAGCAUCACGUCACCAAUAUUAGCCGCAUGUCAUAGAAUGUCACAGUUCGUGAGAUUUUGUUUCUACGCUCCAGCGGAAACAGAACUCAUUCAAAACAGGCUUGCAUAAGAAUGCAGGACUCACUAACACUCACGAUUUGUACGCUUAGACCAAAAGGCUGGGUUUAUCGCUAAGCUAUCGACAUAUACUACUGUAAAAACAAGUCCAGGAAGCAACAGACAUGGCCCCGGCAGUAACCAAAACUGUAGUCCAAGAAGGGAGUCUUCGACACCGGCCAAAAACUCUAUACUGUAAGAUCUGCCUGGCCGACUGUCCAACCAAGAAAGGAGCAAUACUUAAAUCAUGUGGCUGUUUCUUCUGUAAAGAGUGCCUCAAACAGUACGUAGCCCAUGCCAUAGCAGACGGCAGUGUGUUACAGAUACCCUGUCCCGAUGGCGUGUGCCCUGAUAAGGGGGACUUGAUGGAAAGCGAGAUUGCAGACUUGAUCGCUGAAGAUUUAUUUCAGAAUUUUCAAAAAAUGCGGGCCAUUAAAGAAAUUCAGAUAAGUAAAUCAAAAGCUUUCUGUCCUAAGCCUGACUGCAAAGGUGUCGUGGAGAGUAUUCCGGGGGCUGCUAAAGAAGUCUGCUGUUCUGAGUGUGGCUAUUCCUUCUGCUUUGCAUGCAAAGGUCCUUGGCACCCAGAGAAACAUUGCCAAAAUAAAGGAGAAAAAGCAAAUGGAAUAAAGUUUUUUGAGCUUGUAAAUGGCGAGGAAGUCUUGGUGGAGAUCAAAGCUUGUCCAACUUGUCAAGUUUUAAUUCAGCGUGAUGAGGGGUGUGCACAGAUGAUGUGUGGAAACUGCAAACACAUCUUCUGCUGGCACUGUCUCAAGGGGCUUGAUAGUGACAUUCUACUGCGCCAUUAUGACAAAGGACCCUGUCGUGAUAAGUUGGGACACUCACGGACAACACUGCUCUUGCAUAGGACUCAGGUUGUUGCAGGUUUUGUCUUCUUUGGAGCCAUGAUUGUCAUUGCUUCACCAUUCCUUCUGGUCAUUUCACCAUGCUUCUUGCUGUCAAAGUGUCUAUUUCGCAACAAGAAAGAGAAGUCCCAGUAGAUGCAGUAUUACCAUACAACAGUAUUACCAUACAACAGUAUUACCAUACAACAGUAUUACCAUACAACAGUAUUACCAUUAGAGUUUUCAUAGAUACAUACAAUAACAACACUCACAGGUUAAGAGAAUGAAAAAUGAAUUACAUUUGGAGCUUAUAAUCCAAAAUGGAUGAAUUACAAAUGACAGAAGUGAAUAGUGAAUCCACUUUUAAAACUCUCCUGAAGAGUAUUUUUUAAUAGGUUUCAAUGCUAUAAAAACAAAAUUUUGUGUCUUUGAAACAAUGAAUUUUAGUAUUGAGUGCAGCGACUGAAUAGUUGCAAUGUUCCCCUGCAUUAAGUUUUCAGUUGAUCUGGACAAUUUGGAGGCUGCUGGACAGCUUCCUAAAAAACUUUGGAAUGCAGGAAAAGAUUGCAAUGUCAGAAAUCAUCGAGGCAUUUACUACAUUACCACACAACUACUAGUAAUUAGAUUACAAAACUAUUUUAUAAACAAAAGAGAAUAUCACUUCUCCUAGCAAUAAGACAAUACUAGGUAACAUCAAAAUACAUUAUCAUUUUGAGUGUUGGACAUGUUAGAUACUUCAGUUGAUCUGAAAUAUCACACUUGAGUGUUAACAUUCCUUCAGUGCAGUUAUUUUGCAUUGAUAAUACAUCGUAAAGCUACAUUUUUCAUCAUAUAGCUUGAUAGAUUAGAAAUUGCGAAAGUGAUUGAGCAAUUUCAUUGUUUGAUAAAUUAGGCUAUGUAAAAUUCAGUUGCUCAUAAUACCACCACUCUAAGCAGCUUUGUGACAGAAGGUCAAGAGGACCAGAUAUUGCUGCCUUGUUUGUUUCAGUUGAUCUGAAAUUUCCCAACUCUGGUUGCUGGACAAUCAGUGUCAAGGCAUUUGUGGCAAGCAUUAAGGUCUGUGAACAGAGUAAGGAAGUCAAUCCUUCAUAAAAAAAAAAACACCAAACCUGAUUUUGAGGUUUACACCCACCUGCAACCAACUCUAGUAAUCAUUUAGCUAUAUUACUCAGUGUUUGAGUUAAAUAAUGCCAUGUAGUUUUUUUUUAUUACUUGACAGGGCUCUAGAAGAGGCUGGGUCAACGGGGGUGUGCCCUCAUAUUUAAAAAAUUAGGGAAUGAUCAGUAGGGUGUGGCUGUGCACCCCAGUCUGUAUCAUGCCCCCCCUCCCCACCCACCCCCACAAAAAAUGGAGGUCUGCUACAGCCCUGAUUGGUUUAGUAGUAAUAAAAAAGUUGUCCUGACUGUAAUUACAAAACAUUAGUAAAGUAUAUAUAGAUGAAAGCAUAGCUCAAAUGCAUUGGCAGGUCAAAGAUGGUUUGUCGGUAAUAGAAUUCAGUUGAUCUGAAAUCUGUUUGCAAUUACUGCUGGACAGUACUUGCAGUAAAACGAUGCAGCUUUUUCUGCCUUUGUGUGAGCUGUCUCAACAUUGUAGAGAAGAAUUGAAUGCAAAAUUUGCAGGUUUUGUAUUAGCUUGAGUGUCAUACACUUUUUUCUUAGAAAAUAAAAUAUAAAUUCUUAGUAAGUAUCUUUUAACCAUGUAGAAGUCUUCAAUUACUUAUUAGUCUCCUUCGCAGCCCCCAGCAGUCAGUCACACAGCGCUUGACACCGACCGCUGGGGGCUGCGGAGACUAAUUACUUAUGUGUGAUAUUCAAAAGGCAGGGCCCCUAUAAUAAAGCAUUUGGAUUUCUUGCUUGUUAUGUUUAGAAGGGCAAUAUUUCCAACAAAUUAAAUACUGUUCACUUGGAUAGCUUAUUAUGCAUUAUCAUAAGGCAGGCCUGCAGCCAGAAUCAAAAUUUCACCAAAGCAAAGCUAGCCACUGUAUAAUAAAUCAAACAAAAGCAGGUUUUUUAUCUCAUACUUUUCAAAUGUGAAACACUAAACAUCAAAAUUUUAGUAAGGCAAGUGCCUCACUUGCCUCACGCUGGCUACAGCCCUGUAAGGAAUAACUAAAUGCCUUUUUUGUUGCUUUUUUUUAAUAUAAAUUGUUGAACAAUUUUCAAUUGAACUGUAAAACAGUACUAUGUUAGGCUUUCUAAAUAAACUUUGUCAUAAAAACA
Nematostella vectensis (starlet sea anemone) is the source of this 3220-nucleotide messenger RNA. Its product is annotated as probable E3 ubiquitin-protein ligase RNF144A-A. Bases 285 to 1157 code for a protein of 290 amino acids. NCBI's taxonomy places the organism in Eukaryota, Metazoa, Cnidaria, Anthozoa, Actiniaria, Edwardsiidae. Gene Ontology annotation, molecular function: zinc ion binding; ubiquitin conjugating enzyme binding; ubiquitin protein ligase activity. Gene Ontology annotation, biological process: ubiquitin-dependent protein catabolic process; protein polyubiquitination; positive regulation of proteasomal ubiquitin-dependent protein catabolic process. Gene Ontology annotation, cellular component: ubiquitin ligase complex; cytoplasm. The record is from RefSeq and is a predicted model, not a curated record. The transcript has 9 exons.